AUGGGAGAUGGCACGGGAAGCAGCGUCGGCGAGUUACGAGCAAAAGAAGAAGUGCGAUGUCAUCCGGCCGGGAGAGAGGGACGAGGUGAAUCCGUGGUUGCGGCGCACCGGUUGGGUUCCAUAUUUGACAGGGUGCCCGCAAGGCGAUUUGUUGGAGGCGAUUUGUUGGCGGCGAUUCGAAAGCCAGACGAGUAUGCCGAUGAGCGGGAAGAGUGCAUUGCAAGCAUCGUUUGGAACGCGGUGGGCGACAUGGCCGCCAUGGCAGAGAGUGGGGUCCGCCGCAGCGGGGUGAUGUUGCGUUUCGAGGCCAUCCGCACCGAGAUCGACCAGGUACGAUACGCACCGUUGGAGCCGUAUCGGGAACGCGAACGAGUGCGCAAGGAGUGUCAGUCAUGGCAGCAGAUGGUGAUAUUUUUCGUCCGGACGCAGCAACACAAUACGUGGCAGACGCCGCCGUACGGUUUCAACAAUCGUCAGAAAAAAGCGUUCCAGCGAUUGGUGGAGGCGGCGGAGCAAGAGGUCGUCCGGAGAGAGGGCGACAGUGGCAGCAGUAGCGAUGACAGUAGUGAGGAUGAAGACGAAGAGGACAGCGGCGAGGAGGAGAUGGGAACGAAAGACGAAGCCAGGAGGAAAGACCCGAGCAAGCGCGACACGGUGCCCGGAGGGAUGGAAACAGUGCAAUUGGCGGCGUUGGAUUUUUGCAUCGAGUUGUUGAAUCAAGCGAUGCAACAGCACGAGACGGAGAUGGCGUUGGUGUGCGCGUUGGCAGUGUUGGGUGUGCGGCCGGCGGGGAAGGGAUUCCGUGACGAGGAGGUUUUCCCGUCGAUUUUGUCGUCCAUCAUCAAGAUCGCGCAUUUCAUGAUCGUUUUGAAGGCCGAGCCGGUGACCGGCGAGAUUUGCGAGGAAGAGUGGGCGGCGAUAGAGAGCCCGUGCACGUUCGACGACAGCGGGUACGAAAGCGAACGACCGCAACGACCACCGAAGCGCAGACGGGGCACCAGGAGCAGUUUCCAGUGGGUCAAGAAAAUGAUGGAUGCGUUCAUGGUGCGCGGCACGGCCAGCCCGAUGCAGUGGAUGUUGGAUUUGAGAGCGUACGGCAUGAAGGUUUCGUUCAACACGACGAGUCAAGGACACGUCGGUUGGCGGAACGGCGACGUUUUGCAAUACAAAGACAUCCAUUUCAGCAUGGCACAAUUCCGCGGCAUGGUCGACCAGUUGCAGAGGACGACGCGGAAGCAAUUGAUGGAGAUCAUGUUCGCAACAGACGAGCGAGACGUACCCGCCGUGCCGUGGAACGAUUUGUUCGACGACCCCAGCAACGACAGCGACGGAUGGAGUUUUAUCGACGACACCCGCACGCCGUGGCCCGUGGACGGACGACGAUGGUUGUUCGAGCGUAUUCGAAGCCGACCCGGGUGCAGACGACGAUUCGCGAGCGAGCAGACGGCGAAGGGUGUCAACGAAGCCAAGUUGAGGGAUUGGAUGAAGAUGAUAGACGAUUUCCGCGGUCAGUUGUUGGCGUUGAUGCACAUCACCGGCGGACAGCCAGCGCGAGGACCCGAAAUUUUGAGCGUGAGGCACAGCAACACCGCGCAAGGCCGGUUCCGCAAUUUGUUCAUCGAGGACGGCAUGGUCGUGUUCGUGACGCAGUAUCACAAAGGAGAACAGUACCAGGCGAACGUGAAGAUCGUCCACCGUUAUUUGCCGCGCGAGGUGGGCGAGUUGGUGGUGUGGUAUCGGUGGUUGGUGGUACCGUUCGUCCAGCGCAUGAAGUCGUGGUUGUGGUCCGAGUCGCCCGUGUCAGAGCACAUAUGGGGGCCGGGCGUCGACGGGAGACAAUGGACGACGGAGCGGAUGAAGAGACAUUUGCAGCGAGCCACCGAAGCCGGGUUGGGCCACAAGAUUAACGUCGCCGCGUAUCGACACAUCGCCAUCGCCAUCAGCCGCAGGUGGGUGCGGUCCAGCAGCGCAUUCACAGACGAAGAGGCGAUAGACGACGGGGACGAGAUAGCCGACGACCAGGCGACGCACAGCCCGUUCACCGCAGGAGCCGUUUACGCCCGUGAGAUGCAAGAGUUGCCCGGAUCGAUGGCCAGCCGCCGACAGCAAUUUCGGACAGCGAGCGUGGAUUGGCACCGAUUUUUGGGGUUCAAUUCCAGCAUCAAGGAUGAGGUGCAGCGAGGAAUCAAGCGCAAAGGGGAUCCGUUCCAGGGGCACAGCAAACGAGCGCGCAUCGAGAGAGAGCAGCGAGUACGGUACAUGGACGUCAUCGGAGAGAUGACGUGGAUGAUGAAACAGGACGUG
Myzus persicae (green peach aphid) is the source of this 2304-nucleotide messenger RNA. RefSeq lists its product as uncharacterized. Lineage: Eukaryota; Metazoa; Arthropoda; Insecta; Hemiptera; Aphididae. The record is from RefSeq and is a predicted model, not a curated record. The transcript has a single exon. The annotation marks the transcript as partial.